UUAGUGAGGCGGCGUCCUUCUGAUGUCGAGGGCGCGUCACGAAUCUCGAGCGACUUUCAUCUGUCGACAGGCUUCGACGCAGCGGCGACUGAACGCGACUCCAGUGCCAACCACGCCGCACCAACGCAAGCACGCGCACCAAACAAUAAAUAUUCAACUUAACAACCCCUUAAGUUUGAAGUUAUGUACUUAACUUAAACUGGACUUAGUGCCCGUCUUUGUGCCUAAUGCUAUCAGUGAUAUAGUGUCGGACUUAUAAUUGGACAGUGAGGAGUGAACGAUGAUGAUAUCGAGGAUAUUAAUAGCAGCGUUAUGCUGCGCGUACGCGGCUGCGCUGUCGCCUAUUGCCCCCGCGCACGUUGUGGGCGACAGCAGCGAAUGUGCACUGUACCUAAACGGACCUGCGCGGUCCACAGCCUACGACUACAGCAUCAACCUACUCAAGGGCAACUUCGGAUAUGAAGGACAGUCCAAUUGCAUCACAUACGAAGCCAUCAAUCAAGCUUAUCUUGAAGCCAGAAACAGAAUCUUGGUCACACUACCAAAAGGAGAUUGGAAGGCUGAACAUUUCGCGAGCGUUGGCGAGCUCAUUCUAGACAUAUCCAUCAACCUGGCCCGAAGGUACGGUCUUACAUACGAGGAGAUUGAGAAGGGUCUGCCGCUCAUUGACACCUCCCGCACCCUCAUCCGCGAAGUAUGUCCACCAGUGUUCUCUCACGUGGAGUGCCGCGCUGGCAAGUACAGGAGGUUCGACGGUCUCUGCAACAACCUGCAGAACCCUACCUGGGGCGCUACCAUGGCUCCCUUCCAGAGAUUAAUAGGGCCACUUUUCGCCGACGGCAUCAACUCGCCUCGUAUCGCUCAUCAUGGCAAGGACUUGCCGCUUUCUCGUGUGGUCUCCCGCACUAUGCACCCUGACGAAGGCUUCCACGACCACGCUGGUACCGUCAUGGUCAUCGCCUGGGGACAGUUCAUGGACCACGAUUACACGCUGACUGCUACCCCUCUUGACCCUGUGAACCGUAACGACCCCGAGGAGUGCUGCAAGCGCCCCCCUCACCUGAAGCAUCCCUACUGUAAUGAGAUCCGCAUCCCUGAUGAUGAUUACUUCUACCGCCUGUUUGGAGUCAAGUGCAUCGACUUCGUGAGAGGUUUCCCGUCGCCAAGACCUGGCUGCCGUCUGGGUUCAAGAGUUCCAUUCAACACUUUGACCGGAACUAUAGAUGGAAACACAGUUUAUGGAGUGACUGAGAAAUUCGCCAGAAAGCUGCGUACUGGUUUUGGAGGACUUCUGCGCAUGAACCCAGUGUUCAAAGAGUACGGACUUAAGGACUUGCUGCCACUCAAGCUUGACAUCCCUGAUGAAGGAUGCACCAGACCCAACAAGAAUAUGUACUGCUUUGAAGCUGGUGAAAUCCGUGUAAAUGAACAGUUAGUGUUGACGGUUAUGCACACUCUUAUGGCCCGUGAACAUAACAGAAUAGCCAACGGCCUUGCCGAGGUCAACCCCCACUGGGACGAUGAGACUCUCUUCCAAGAAGCCAGACGUAUCAACAUUGCUGAAAUACAACACAUCACAUACAAUGAAUUCUUACCCAUCCUCCUCGGAAAAGACGUUAUGGAGAAGUUCGGCUUAGUCGUUGAAAAAGAGGGUUACUGGGACGGAUACGAUCCAGAAGUGAACCCUGACGUCAUCGCGUCGUUCGCCUCGGCUGCUUACAGAUUCGGACACUCUUUGCUACCAACUGCGGUUGAAAGAUGGUCCAAGGCACACAAGUUCAUUGCAUCAAAGAGAUUGUCCGACCUCAUUCGUAGACCAUACGAUCUGUACAGAGCUGGUGUCCUCGAUGAGUACGUCAUGGGUCUCAUGAACCAGGUAGCCCAAGCUAUGGACGACUCCAUCACACAAGAAGUCACAAACCAUCUCUUCAAGAAGGUUGGCGCUCGAUUCGGAAUGGACUUGGUGUCAUUCAAUAUGCAGAGAGGUCGUGAGUUCGGUAUUCCUGGAUACAUGGAGUUCAGAAAGUUCUGUGGUCUCCCUCCUGCUGAAACCUUCCAGGACCUGUUCGGUUCUAUGCCUAACGCCACUGUUCAGAAGUACGAGACAAUCUUCGACCAUCCUAUUGAUGUGGAUCUCUGGUCCGGUGGUGUGUCUGAGCGUCCUCUGCCUGGUUCCAUGUUGGGGCCCACUUUUGCUUGCAUCAUUGCUACUCAGUUCUCUUACUCAAGACGUGGUGACAGAUUCUGGUACGAACUUCCCAACCAGCCAUCAUCGUUCACACAAGAACAACUGAAGGAGAUCAGGAAAGCGCGAAUGGCGCGUAUCAUUUGUGACAACACAGAUAUCAUUGACACUGUCCAACUCUACCCUAUGGUCUUGCCUGACCAUGAAUUGAACCCUCGUGUACCCUGCCGAAGUGGUAUCAUUCCAAUGAUGGACUUCAGCAAAUGGGCUGAGCCCGCGCCGUCGCCGUUCCAUGGUUCCGCGAAACAAUUCGUGAGUAGCUUCUCAUACGACCCAUAUUUGGGCAAGAAGUAGUCGCAAGCACUUUAGAAGUAGAAUAUUCACAUAGUGUAAUGUUAUAGUCAACUGUGUAGCUUUACGUUGUUCAAGCCAAGUAACCUUUGCUAAAAAAAUUAUCUACCCUUAUAUCCCUAUCGGAUCUAGACGAAAGUAAAAAAGCCGUUUUUGUUCAAACAAAUAUCUUAAACGUAACAAUUAUUUAUUUGGCUCCAUGUUUCAAAGAUUACUUAGCUUGAACUGUAACGGACCAUUUUUGUAUUGUUCUCACGUUUUGGUCUUUGCUGGACCUAUGUCAUGUAGAGGUCCUUGUUAUACUGUAUCUUAGAAAGUUAUAGUGUAUUAUACCAACACGUAGAAUAUGCACGGAACACAACGAUAGCUUCGGUUAGACAACUGCCAAUGUAAAAAUGUCUGAUAAAAUAAAAGUUGUCUAACUCAAUCUAUCGGGAUGUACUUUCAAGUCAACGUAAAUGUAACCUUAUUACAUUUGGCGAGUGACCAUUAUUUAAUAAUAAAUGUUUUGCUACCGCCAAAUGUGCCAAUAUCACAUCAAAGUGCAAUGAAUCGAUCAAGCAUGUUAGUGUUUAGUAAGAAAGCUAUUUAUAAAUAGAAUAAGAUCUUUGUACAAAAACGAAUUAUGGCUUAGUCGAAGCUAAUAUGCUUUUUAUUGCCAUAUAAUUAAGUUUAAAAUACCUAUCACGUUUUGUGUUGUAGUUAUUAUGCACCUGUAGUAUUAGAAGUUUGUUUCAUAUUCAUACAAAAGUCAUACAUCACCCUUCCAGUACCUACCUACUCAUCGAAAUUACACCGUAGUUAGUAAGUGAUACAGCCUAAAAGUAUGAAAGUAGAUACUUUAUGCAUGCUUCGUAGUAUUUGAAAUGUUUGUUUGUUAUAGUUUCAGUCUUUUAUAAGCAUUUUCAUUGUUGUGCCAAAUGAUCUGAUCACUUUGUCUUUAAAAAUAAAUCAGUUCUCUAUAAAAAUUGCCCUCUAAUGAGUAAACUAUAUCAAGUAACUUAUUUGCUUAUAUCUAAAGCUGCUUAGCGCCUCUGCGUCUAAAGAUGCAAACAAUCUUGGUUUCAAUAUACAGACUAUUAAGGUUGAUUUUAUAUCAUUAAUUCAUUACCUUUCGGUGAUCAGAUAAAUGGCAAAUGAUUCUAUUCAAUAAAUCUUCAUCCAAGGUCAUUUAUAUUUUAAAAUCAUAAAGAAUAUAUCAAUAGCCUGUGUCUAUAUUGCACCUACUGUAAAUGUAUGUACCUAAACAGUUUUGUUAUUUUUUUAUUUAUUUUUAGUUGAAGUUAUUGUAUAAUUUGUAAUGAUGCAUGGUUAAGUAGAAGUACGUAGAUUUGUGUAAAUACAAGUAUGUUGUAAUAAAUGUUAGCAUAUUAUAA
Molecule: messenger RNA, 3912 nt
Organism: Spodoptera frugiperda (fall armyworm)
Lineage: Eukaryota; Metazoa; Arthropoda; Insecta; Lepidoptera; Noctuidae
Gene: cysu
Product: peroxidase
Exons: 14
Coding region: 281-2539 (752 amino acids)
Biological process (GO): response to oxidative stress
Molecular function (GO): heme binding; peroxidase activity
Source: RefSeq, a predicted model, not a curated record